UGGAAGCACAUCCUCUCAAAAAAAUAAAAUGGACGCUGUUCGACGGCUGUAUUUACGUCGUGUUGAACAAGAUGUUAACUCUGCUGGACUGUCGGUAAACCGACCGAACAGAGUAUCUUAUUACCAGUCAUUAUUUCAGGUAUCUGUAGUGAUAAAAUAAAGUCUGUUUGUACACAAAAUGCACACGUUUUCAUCACUUGGAAAUCUUGACAUCAUUGCCAGAAUAUGUAUUUGUACAGUAUAUAAAUUUCCUGUUGUGAUGGCUAGUCGAUGAAAAUCAACAUUAGUCGAUGUCAGUUGAUAAUGGAAAUCGAUGAAAAAUCCAUGACUGGUAUUGUUAUGACCAUUCAUCGAUUGAAUAUUGAUUUGUAUUUAUUUUGUUCUUGUAAAAAUGAUUUUCAUCGAUUGAAAGUUUAUAAUUUGCCUGCCAGACUGCAGAGUUGGUCAGAGCCCAGACUGGAAAGUCUGAAAUUGCGUGUCCAAGGUUUCAAAAAGUUAAUCUUAAAUAUAUAGAAACAUUAAAAUUGCACGCCCGAUCUACUGUACUGGUUGUGCAAUACAAAUUUUCCACAUUGGGUCGGAGCCACCCCAGAAAUUUUCAGACGCUAAUGUGCCCCAAAUUGUUUUGAUCAUCAUGUGGUAGCUUUUGUGCCUGUGACUGUUUCUUGACAUGUUCUUUGCAAGACACUUGCAUCCUUGUCCCUAAUUUGUGCCCCUGGGAUCUUGUCGAAAGCUGCCUAACUCACUUCCCAUGAAUUCUGAUGCUACCUAAAUGUGGGCACACGAUAGUGGAUGAAAGUCAAUAAAACCAAUAACAAUUGCCAAUUUGUCAUUGAUUUAUCUAUAAUUGGAUUUCAGAUUAUUGAUUUUCAUCAAUUAGAUAUGCUGGGAUAUACAUAUAGAUUUUUACUUUGUAGUUUUCAUGUGGAAAUGUGCCCUACCUUAUCCCCGAGCCGGCGGCGCGAAGCGCCGUGCGAGGGUACUAAUUCCCCCCGGCUAUUUACACCCGGGGAAACGAAAGCAUUAGGGAAGUCUGAAGUUCAUCAAUGAGCGCGGGCGUCGGUCACCAACGAUGGGUGGUCAUCCUCACUGAUCUCAAAAAUAUGGCGGACUGUCAUUAAAAGCAGAUACUGAUUGGUCCAAUUUAAAGUUUGCAUUAUAACGGCUGCAUGACGACAGCGAAAUAGCAAACAUUUGACAUUUCUUGAUUUGAUGAGUUGAUGAUUGAUAAAUUUCUUGCAAAUAUUCUUCAUUUUUGCUCGUAUUUCUGCAAGAUUUUGUAAAUUUCAAGAAAGAAAGGGCGAAAGAAUCCGCUAAAAGAAGGGAGCCGACGUUAACGAAGGUAAGUUUGUUUUAAAUAUUGAUUUUAUAAUGGCUUUAAAACCCGACGGCCUUUGCGUAUAUGAAACAACUAAACAAGACAGCAUAUAAUUUCAGUGUAUCUUUAAUAUUGAUUCCCUUUUUUAUCAUAUUGAAUUUUUUAAAUAAAAAAUAAAGCAAAGUUAUUUGCAAGCGAGAAUUUGAAAUCAUUUUAUUGCAAACUCAAAGUUUAUCGAUAAAGCCAUUUAAUAGUUAAAGGCAGUUUAGUUUUAUAAAGAACACUUUAAAACGUUUUGUGAAUUGUUUGUGGUUGAAUUUUACCUUAAAUUGAAGCUUGUAUUACGUAUAAUUACAUACCUAACAUGAAUAUGUUGGGAAAUUGAUAAUUUUGUAAUUAAAAGUGAUAUUUUUAGGCGAUUUUCAUUUGUAAGAAUAUUCUUAAAAAAUUAUUGUGUUACCAUGACAACUACUUUAGAUACUUCAUGUUCGGAAAAUACAACGGUUUUGUCAGCAAGGCGAGGGUUUCUGCAUGCAUGUAUUUUCUAGUUUUUACUCUCACUGUCUAACACCAGAUGAUUUUAUUUGCCAAGGGGAGAGUGCUGCCACACAUUUGGUUAAUAGAUGUCUGUAAAGUUAAUAACUAAAAGUACUCACUACCUUUCAAAUAAGCAGAAAAGCAAUAGUUAUCCUGUAACUGAAUUAAAAAAGGAGGAAUUGAUAAAGUACAAAAACAAAUUAUUAUAUAUUUCACACAACACUUGUCCAAUCAGAGAACUAGGUUUGUACCACAUGACCAUGGCUAACUCAUUCCACAGUCUUCUCCUCUGUAUACACUAUACAUGACAUAUGUGGACUGAGAUUCAGUUACUAUAUAAGAUGAUUUAACGAUGACUGAGUAAUGAGUAUUGUUAUUCCUAUUUAAUAGUCUUGAUUGUUGUUACUGUAUAACAUUUUCUUAUCUUUAAUUUAUCUGUAGAGGUCACCUGGUUUGCCAGUAUACUUACAAGGCCCAAAUGACCGAUUCAUUUACAGGUUUGUGAUGUUACAAAUUAAAAUAUUUUUUUGAGAAAGGCAUUUCAGGUCUGUUUUAGACAUUGAACCUUUCCUCUGCCAAAUCUAAUGUGUUAAUGAACAGGGCUUUUAAAAAUAGCCAGUGACUGCCCGAGCUCCGCCAACCAAAGUUUAAUGUAUUACUGGUUACUUUCUUUAAAAUAUACUGUGUGAGACAUAAAGAUCAUGUAUAGGUUAUGGGUAAAUAUCAAGAUUUUUGUGGCAUCUUACUCGAAUGAAUAAUAUUUGAUGGAAAUUGUCGAGUGGAAAUUUAUAUACAUUUAUUAGACUUCCAGAAGUGAAAAAUACAACUUUACCCAAAGUUGCAUUUUCCGCUUCUGUUCCUGUUUAAAUCGAAUAAAUGUAUAUACACUUCCACUUGACAAUUUGCAUCUAUAACAAUACCCAAUUAAGGCAUCAAAUAUAUUCAUUCGAGUGAGAUGCCACAAAAAUCUUGAUUGCAAAGAUCAACUUCAGUCUGUAAAGUGAUUUGAAACUGAUUGUAGAUGGAUAUUGUACAUGGAAAUUUUGAGUAUGAAUUUUAUGCAUUGAUUACACCUAACCAGGAGCAGUUGCAAAAAGUGCAAAUAUAGGCCUUCUGGCUGGAAUCAAACCUGUGGCCCUGCGAUUUCGGCGCUGCGCUGGAGGGCCUCUAGUUGCAUUUUUUGUAAAAUAGGUCUAAUAGAUGUACAAAAUUCACAGUUCAAUUUUUUGCACUAAGUAUAGGUAAUCAUGCGAUGGGGGAUACAAUUAGGGAUUAAUAGUACUCGUGAUGUUUGGAAAUUUUGCCAAAAUUGGACGAGCCGCUGGGGCGAGUACUUGUUUAUUAUUAGCAUGACAAAAUUGUAUACGUACUUCUCAAUGUCAACAUCAUAUUCUCUCGCCAAAGCCCAGUCCUGCCAGACUUUCAACCAAAAUUUGGUGCUUUUGUUUGUAUUUUCAUUUAGUUCUUUUGUUCAAGCGAAAUUUGGUGCUUUCAUUCAUAUUUUCAUCUAGUUCCUCCACGGCAAUUUCAUUUCACAUUUGUGUUUAAAAUACGUUUCCAACAUUUUGUUUGUUUUGGGAAAAUCAUUAAUUGUACUCCUCUCAACCAAUCAGCAUCCAGUAAUUUUGUCAUGCUAAUAAUAAUAAUAGUAAUACAGUAUACAGUGUAAUAGUAUUCUUUCCAAAACCCCAUUCACCUGAAACUGCAUGGUUGUUUUGGGUUUUCUUAAUUAAUAAAUUAACAUAAUUUUUCGAAACGGAUUUUAGCUACGUGAUGCUGCCAUGAGCAUAGGCGGAUUUUCAUAUUUUUUACUGGGGUGGUGCCAGAAAUUUUAGGGGGGUGAGCCACGAGCAGGUGACUGAAGCAACACCAGGGCCUUUUUUAAGGAUUUUCCCGUGGGGGGGGGAAAGGGACCUUUCCGUGAGAUAAUAUAUUAGAGGGGGAUAGCAAUGGCUGAAGGCCACAUGUGUGGGCAAUAUACCACGCAUGAAUGGGGGGGGGGGAUCUGAGGUACUACCCCAGAAAAUUUUUGAAAUUUGAAUCCCGGAAAUGUCAUUUCCUGCAUUCUGAGCAUCCAAAUUUGGUCCAAAAUUUAUGCUAACUAUACUUGUAUUUGAAAUAAAUAAAGAAAAAAACGCACAAAAAGUAAAAAAAAAAUAACCAUCAUUUAUCAUUACUUAUUAGAGGAGGAUAACAAUGGUCAGGUGUGUGGGGGUGUAUUCCCCCAGAAAAAUUUUGAAAUUUGAAGCAUGGAAAUGCCAUUUCCUGCAUUCUGAGCAUCCAAAUUUGCUCUAAAAUUUAUGCUAACUAUACUUGUAUUUGAAGUAAAAGAUGGAAAAAAUGCGCAAAAAGUAAAAAAGAAUAUUAACUGUAAUUUAUCGGCUUAUUAGAGGGAUAAUCCUCAGAAAAUGUUUGAAAUUUGAAACCCGGAAAUGCUAUUUCCUGCAUUCUGAGCAUCCAAAAAUUCUAAAAGUUCACUAACAUUAAUUGAGUGAAGAUUCAAUCUGAGCCAUAGACGGAUUUUCAUAUUUUUGACUGCGGUGGUGCCAGAAAUUUUAGGGUGGUGAGCCGCGAGCAGGUGACUGAAGCAACACAAAGUGUCACCAAACCCCAGUAAGGGCUAUAUUCUAGAGGUGGAGCACUAGAGCCGCGAGUGGAAGUCUAGAGAGCAGAAAACAAAGUAUCCCUGGAAAAAUUUGAAAAAAUCAUGAUUUCUAGCUUCGAAAAAAGUUUUUUGAAGUUGUCAUAUCAAUGGAUUUGGCCUGUCCGAUUGUCUGUUGAGACUUGAGAGAGUUAAAGUUAAAUGAAGCUGUAAAAGUGUAAACCCAAUAGGCCAAUACACAAUAUGCUUUUACUUUUAUAAAAUCAUUGACAUUGUGUCGUUUGAAUCCGAGUACAAUUUAUGAUGCAACUCCGAUGUAAAAAAUAUUUGGGACGUAAAGAUUAAAUCUAGGCAAGACUAUUUCCUAAAAGAAUUAAAACUAAAAAUAAUGUUCGUAAAAUUUCCAAACGUUCUUUGCAAGCAAGCUAUUUGCAUGACAAGGCACUGCAAACUCUAUUCAGGGGAGAUAAUAGAGUUUCAAAACUUUACAAUUGGUCCAAUAAACCAGUGAAUGCAAGCGAGGAGCAAUUAGUUUCAGAGUAUUGCGUCUUUUUCUAUUUGAGUGUACUCCUACGUUUAUUUUGUAUCAUCAACACUCUGCACGUUGGAGUGGACUAUUUAAUUAUUUUAUAUUAUGCCGAAUAUUGGGGGGGGUUGAAAAUUUUUUUGGAGGGGUGGACAUUUUGUUUGGGGUUAUAGCUACUAUUGGUAGCACCCCUGCACUUCCACAAAAUCCCUCUAUGGCCAUGAGUCCUACAGUACAGUAUAUUACAUUGCGUUUAUGGCUAGAAAUCAAUCAAGUAAAUCUGGGCAAAAAGGGCGACCACAUUUGUAAGACUGUCAAAAAUUGUUUACCUACUGUAGAUCAAAUGAUUCCUUUAAUUACGGACAACCGCCUACUUUCUCACCAUAGCCACUUACUUGAAAUUAUUUUGAAAACCUCGUUGAGUGCUCGGAUGGGGCCGGAUGAAUUCGGAACCAUACUCAAAUUCGUGCGUUUAAUUUCGCCUUGCGUUCACACGGGACGCAUGAAACCGGACGAAACCCUACGAAUUCGAGACCAAAUAGGUCUCGUUUUGUACCGGAAUGGCUCCUAAAUUAGACGUGCCAUGUGAACAGCGGAACCAGUCUUUUUUAGGAACAUUUUGCAUGAUAGACGAUUGGAAUUGAGACUGACUGAGACCAUCUGCGCACAUGAACGUAAAUACCUGCACCAGGACUACACACGUAAAAACGCACAAGUUGUAACAAACCUGCAGCGGACUAAUAGCAAUGCUGUUUCAACAACUUGUCAUCACGAUGUGUUUGCACUGCUUGUUCCCAGCUUGUCAACAAGUACUGUAGUCAACGGCUUGUUCGCAACUUGCUACACGGUUGAUGAGCUCAACAGACUUGUUACAAGUUGUUCCAACAACUUGUUAUCGUCCUGCAAUUCAACAACUUGUCAACAAGUUGCGAGUGACAACCUUGUAGCAACUUGAUAAAUAACAGCACUGUCGCAACCUGUUGACAAGCUUGCUACAAGCCUGUUGCGAACACAUCUUGUUGACAAGUUGUGAGAUUUUUACGUGUGUACAAUUUACCCAUAUCCGUGUGAACACUUUUCGUCUCGUAAUUAAUCCGGUUCCGUUUGAACAUGUAGAACCAGACGAAUUUGAGUACUGUUCCGAAUUCAUCCUGCCCCGUGUGACCGUAAUAUAACUACAUGUAAAACCUGGUUCACAUGCACUAGCAAUUUUGUCUGCGAUUUUGCGUUUCUGACGGAUGCAAAUGGGUGAACUUGCACACAAAAGUAUAUAGAGUCGAUUUUCAGAAGUACUGUAAACAAUUAUUUUUGCAUGUCAUUUAUUCCAUCAUAUUUCCCAGGAGACUGAGUAGAAAAAUCGCCGACAGAAUUGCCAGUGCAUGUGAACCAGGCUUCAGUCAUCCACUUACCAGAUUCAUGCCUGUUUUCUAUAAAAGUCAUUUAUGUUCCAUAAGGCCUAUAACGGAAAUAUCCUGUGGUUCUGGUUUCCUCAAUGUCCAAUGACCCUCUGUUUUUCUAGCUCUAUGAAGUAUAUAUAACCUGUUUGUUUCAAAGUUGUUAGAAUAUUUAACAAGCGAUACUUUGCCGAGGGAAACGGUAAAAUUCUUAAUUUGUCUUGGCAAUUUCCGAAGGCUGAGGCAAAUUGCGAGGGCUGAGCCUGAGGCAAAAUCUGUGUGCGUGAUAAAACAUGUCACUCAUGUGGCCGCGUGUACUAACGGACCCAGAGGAAAGCUUUAGUCCACUAUGUGUAAAAAAUGACAGUCUGUUAUCCACGUGUAGCUCACUUAAGUGUAAGGGGUGGACCAUCAGAUAUCUUGGGAGGGAGGGAGGGAGGGGAAAUUUUCCUUGCAAGAAUUUUUUAAGUUUUGUCAAACCAUACAGUAUAUUUCUGUAUAUUCCAUGUAAUAAUAAUUUAUAGUAUAAUAUAAUAUAAUAUAAUGAAUUUUUCACUUUGUACAUGACACAAACUAAUUAAAGACAAAUAAAGACAGAUUAGACAAAUCUUGACAGGAGAAAGAAAGACUCUCGUCCCAAUUGACAUCUAACCCCUAAAACGUAGUUGUAAGAAUAUCUUUUCUUUCCCUAAAUACUAGCUUGCAUGAAUUGUUUUCAGAUUCCACUCUGCAUUCCUCUCUCAGGUUAUCUAAUUGUCCACUAUAAGUCUAAUAUGUUAGUUUACUUACCUGAGUAGCACUGUUUAUAGUAAUGACUAUACUUGUAUAUACUUAUAUAAGCUUUUCUACCAGAAAUGAGAUCUUACGAUCUAAAGAUUUGACAAUACACCCUUUCGAUAAUUGCGUCAUUUGGCCUGGGAGCCUCGCUCUCAUGAAUCGCGAGCCAAUCACCAAGACAAAAACUAUGUGUGACGUAAUUAUCGAAAGGGUGUAUUAGCAUAUACUGUGCUUGGAAGGGGAUAGACAGAUAGUGCUUUUCCCGCAUUUCAUUGCUUGCUCGGCUCUGGAUAUCCUUGUUCGGUAUUCACCUUCGGAUCAAAACAAAAUGUCUUUGAAUAUCAUUAAAUGUCUCAAACAUGUAUUUUUAGGUCGUGCAUGAUCGCUUCUGCUGCAGGCAUUGGUAUUUGUCUGGCAUCCAUAUACUUAAUGGCCAGUGGUAACUUAAAGAAGAAGCAGUAAUAAACUUUAUUAAAGUAACAGUAUUUCUUUAAUGUAAUUAAAAAUGUGGUUGUGAAUUGUGAUGUGGUUUUGUAAAUGAAGUAAGAGGCAGUGCAUUGGAAUUAAUGUUAUACACAUUACUGCAUUGUAGAUUAUUAAAUAAAGAGAAUGGCAAUUUGUUGCCUAUUGAGGAAAGUGUAUCGCUUUAUGACUG
Messenger RNA from Paramuricea clavata, 7809 nucleotides. The record is from the annotation of a GenBank genome assembly. NCBI's taxonomy places the organism in Eukaryota, Metazoa, Cnidaria, Anthozoa, Malacalcyonacea, Plexauridae.